Molecule: messenger RNA, 2131 nt
Organism: Humulus lupulus (European hop)
Lineage: Eukaryota; Viridiplantae; Streptophyta; Magnoliopsida; Rosales; Cannabaceae
Product: amino acid transporter ANT1-like
Exons: 3
Coding region: 377-1687 (436 amino acids)
Biological process (GO): amino acid transmembrane transport
Cellular component (GO): vacuolar membrane
Molecular function (GO): amino acid transmembrane transporter activity
Source: RefSeq, a predicted model, not a curated record
AGAAAAGAAAAACUACCAAUCUUUCAAUUUAGGAACUUCGGUUAAGGCAAGAAACAUAUUAUUCGUCAUUAUCAUGUGCGAUGUGACUCGUUUUCGUCACUAUAGUUAUCAGAUAGCGGCGUAAACCGAAUCCCAAGACAACUCAUUCACAAUUCAACUCGAUACUCACCCAUUCCCUCACACGACCCUUGUUAUAGAGAAUCAUAAGGACAUGUAAUUUAUGUACUUUUUGUAGUAUAGAUACAUAUCGAAAAAGAAGAAGAAGAAACAAUUCUGCUCCAUUUUAGCUUUGUCGUGGACACAGAGCUUCCGUAACAGAGGGCAAGAGAAAAGGGUUUGAGGAGACGAAGAUUCCGCGGAAGCUCGGGAAUAAACAAUGGAAGAUUAUGGAGGCAAAACGACAUCAAUUUCAUUGCUGGAGGAGUCGCCAGCUUCGGUUGGAACGGGAGGAAGAGCUUCGACUGUUCAAACGCUAGCCAACAUCGUCGUUUCGAUUGUGGGCACCGGCGUUUUGGGUCUCCCUUUUGCUUUCCGAAUAGCCGGUUGGCUUGCUGGCUCGAUUGGUGUCAUGGUUGCUGGACUCGCCUCCUACUAUUGCAUGCUCCUCCUGGUCAAGUGUAGGGAGAAGUUGGCAUCGGAUGAAGAAGAGGAUGGUGAUUCAGACACAGAUUUCCCAAACACAAAAACGUAUGGAGAUUUGGGUUACGAAAGCAUGGGAACGACAGGUCGUUUUAUAGCUGAAUCCCUUAUUUUCAUUGCCCAGUGUGGAGGUUCGGUGGCUUACCUUGUAUUCAUUGGACAAAACCUUCAAUCAGUUUCCAAAGGCCAUCUUACUUUCUCUUAUUACAUACUUUUGUUGGUCCCAAUUGAAAUUGGAUUGUCAUGGAUUAGGAGUUUGUCUUCUUUAGCACCUUUCAGUAUAUUUGCUGACGUUUGUAAUGUGUUGGCUAUGGGGAUUGUGGUUAAGGAAGAUAUACAACAAGCUUUGAAGGGUGAGUUUUCCUUUAAAGAUAGAAAAGCCAUAACAUCUAAUAUAAGUGGGUUGCCUUUUGCUGCCGGCAUGGCAGUUUUUUGCUUUGAGGGAUUUGGGAUGACGUUGGCAUUGGAGGGCUCAAUGAGAGACAAAACUACAUUCCCAAAAUUGCUUGCUCGGGCGUUUGCUGCGAUAACCCUUUUGUAUGUUUUAUUUGGAUUCUUUGGUUACAUGGCGUAUGGUGAUGAAACAAAAGACAUUGUAACUCUUAACCUUCCUAGAAAUUGGUGGGCACUAGCGGUUCAGAUUGGCAUGUGUUUGGGGCUUAUAUUCACAUUUCCAAUCAUGGUCCAUCCCAUUAACGAGAUCAUAGAGGGAAGGUUGAAAAAUAACAAAUGGUUUCAAAAGGCUGACAACAACAACGAUAGUUAUUCAACUACAAGAAUAGGAAAGUUUGGAAAGUAUGUGAGCCGUGCAAUUUUGGUUAUUGGGUUGGCAAUGUUGGCCUCAUUUGUGCCGGCCUUCAGUGUUUUUGCCUCAUUUGUUGGGAGUACAGUAUGUGCACUUAUUUCAUUUGUUUUGCCGUCUAUAUUUCACCUGAAAUUGUUGGGAUCUUCUCUAAAUUUCUGGCAGAGAGCAUUGGAUUGGUUUAUCUUAUCAUGUGGGGUGCUUUUUGCUGCAUAUGGUACUUACAAUACCAUAGUUGGUGUGUGAUUGGUUUCCCGAAAAUUUGGUCCAAAACAUACCUUAUUGAAGUGAAGCUUCUGAAAAAAAAUGAGUAAAUCACUGGUUUUACAUAAAAGGGGCACGCAUGGAUGAUUGCAGCCUACUCAAACUGUCAUACAAGCAUGUAAUUUUUCUUUCAUGAUGAGUUAUGGUAGGGACAGUCACAACAACAGUAUUUCAAGAUGUCUGGGAAUCCAACAGUGGGUUUUUUUUUAUAUGAAAUGCUUUUGUAUGAAACUCAAAUUCUCACUAACUAGCACAGGGAUUUGAAGUUGCAAACUUUGGUAUUGCUAGCAUCAGAUCUCUUGUACCAAAUUUCCUCAAGCCCCUCCCCAAAACUCAUAUUUACUCGAUGAUCAAGCUCUUGUAUUUUUUUUUUUUAAAAUACUAUUUCACAUAUUUAAUCAGAGCUUGUUCACUUUGGUUGAGAAA